AUGGUAAAUGUACCCAAAGUCAAAAGCCCUGCUGGUCGACGGUUGAGAAUGAUCCCGUUCACGUGGAUUGUCUCCGUAGUGGCUGUGGCAACGUGCGCGAAUCUCGCAUGGAUACAGAUCCUGUCGACGCAGACAACCUCUGGAUUGCACGUCCGCUCCGUUACGACAGAAUUUGGAAUGCCAAACUCCCAACCAUCGGCCAAGAACCGCUUGUCGCUUCAACGAAAGACUCCGACAAAGAACAAUGGCACUACAACACUCCAGAACGAAUUACCAACAUACGUAAAGACGCCGGAACAGCGUCGCCCUUUUUCUACUACCGUUACUACUACAUUCACAGGGAAUGCAACGACGCGGACUCCAGAGACUGGAACAACAUCAUCCGGAACACCUCCGCGUUCCAAUCAUUCUACAUCCGUUCCCCCGCAACCUGCCUCACAACACCAAGACCUUUUACUACACAGCACUGCAAGCCUUUUCCCGCACCCAGCCAAGUCCAUGCUUCUGAUACGCGCUAUCGGGAACUCUCUCCCUCCGCGUCACAGCGCGUCACAGACCUUGGACAAUCUGGAUUUUCUGCUCGAGCACGAGGAACGUUUUCCCAACAUGACCCGCCACUGGUUCGUGAAUCGAAUCGUUGACAAGAAGCAAGAGGAACAGGUACUGGAGCGACUUCGUCGAUCCAACGAAUCGUUUUCGGUCAUUCCCUUCGACAUUGCCGAAUACAGUGCUCUUCCCUAUCACCAUCUACCAGACGAUCUCAUCCAUUCCGUCCUGUAUCAGACGACUUUAUCGAUCGAACAGAAGCUCAUGCACCACAGGCUUCUCUACGCAAUCAACGUCAACGGAGUCCGCAACGCCAUGCUGGACUUCGGUCGGACUAGGUCAAAGGAAGAGUACGUUUUGCCCUGGGACGGCAACUGUUUUGUCACCAAACAAGCAUGGUCCGCUAUGCAAAUUGCGUUCCGAAACCAAGCGUCCGCCAGGUAUUUUUACACUCCAAUGGACCGACUCUCUCAACCCAAUGAGGCUCUGCUUUCGGAAUCCUACCAACCCCAUCCCAAAGAGGAGCCCCAGAUCAUUUUUCACAAAGACAGCGUGGCUCGGUUCGACCCCACGCUCCGUUACGGAAACCUGAACAAGAUAGAGCUUUUGGUCCGUUUGCGCGUACCAGGAAAACCGGCUGCCUUGUGGGACACGUAUAAGGACACCGAUCAGAAAAAGGCAUCGGCAAUGCUACCGCCGACCGACAUGCACAAGACAGUUGGAGCAUCGCUCGCUGGAUGGACCACUCGCCUCUACUCUGGAAAUGCUGAGGCUGAGGCUGUUGGUGGAGUCCGCCGUCGAGUGGCGUCGCGAAACACUGCCAUUUUGCGGUUGAUCGAGCGGCUCGAUUUGAGGGCAGCUACCGAAUUGUACGGAUUGUCGUCCUCCAGUGUGCUCUUCUUCAACGUGACUAAGUUGCAGAUUGAGCGUGAUCUGUGGAAAAGGGGAGACCCAACACCUCCAAUCCGCAACUUGAUCGAGGCAGCGGAAGAAGUUUUACUGUCGCCGGACAUGAUCAGCGUCGACGCAGUCCCUGAAGACAAUGAUGCUAACCCACAGAAAAACCAUUUCCACUUUGAGCUUCAAUCAAUGAUGAAUGCUACGACCAUUCUAGCUCUAACAGGAUUUAUCACGGAAAACAGUACGUAUUCGACCAAAGCAGCUAGCAUUCUACGAUCCUGGUUUGUGGAGCAACAGACGCGUAUUGCCUGGGACUUGGAUAAACAAUACUCGUCAAACUCAACAUUCCCCGCAAAAACAAAUUCUUCUGCCAGCGAGAAUAUUUUCCGUCGUAGCAACGACAUAAUGAUGAUGGACAUGACAAACUUGGUAUAUCUCCUUGACGCCGUAAAAAUUUUGGAAUCGAAGGGUGACGUACUUUCUAUUUCGGAUAGGCUUGGUUUGCAAGAAUGGUUUGGUCACUACCGUCAGUGGGUGACAACGACUUCACACGCCAGGAUGGUGUACACGGCUAGCAAUCAUAUGGGUGUAUUUUACGAUGUGCAGAUGGCCGCUUUGACUCUGUACUGCAACAAACUACUUGAUACCGUCCGAAUUAUGCAUCGAUCCAUCUCCCGAGUCCAAUUACACGAGAAGACGCUGGCAAACGCUCCGUUGCAAAAUCAGAAUGGUACUAAUAUGACGGAUAGUGAAUCUGAGGGCUGUGAUUCAGAUCUUCUUCUGUUGCAGGGAUGGUCUGUAAUGAGCAGACUUGCAGGUACAAUUGGAGUAGACUAUUGGCAGUUACUCCGGAGGGUUAAAGGGAGUACUGACAGUGCACUGUGUUCAGUCAUGUUGAAGAGUAACCCUUUGUUAGACCCAAGUCGAGAGUUGUGUUUGAAAGAUCAUGGCGCAAACGCCAUGGGGCGCGCCGAGUCUAUUCGUCGAUGGUGGCCCGUGGCUGUUGAUGCGGCGCGAAAUUGCAUGUAUCAUUCCAGUUCACUACCAAGUUGGGAUAUUGAUACAAAGUGGGGGGUGUCAUUGGACGAACGUUCACCGACGAGCAUGUACGAGACACCGGUGUUCUUCGCGUUACUCGGUGAAGCCUCUCAGAAGAAGCUGCAAUUAGUCGAACAAGUUGGCUAG
Messenger RNA from Phaeodactylum tricornutum CCAP 1055/1, 2631 nucleotides. RefSeq lists its product with no specific name. The record is from RefSeq and is a predicted model, not a curated record. Gene Ontology annotation, molecular function: lyase activity. The transcript has a single exon. Gene Ontology annotation, cellular component: periplasmic space. Bases 1 to 2631 code for a protein of 876 amino acids. Lineage: Eukaryota; Bacillariophyta; Bacillariophyceae; Surirellales; Neidiaceae.